Molecule: messenger RNA, 3717 nt
Organism: Liolophura sinensis
Lineage: Eukaryota; Metazoa; Mollusca; Polyplacophora; Chitonida; Chitonidae
Exons: 8
Coding region: 396-1175 (259 amino acids)
Source: RefSeq, a predicted model, not a curated record
UACAUGUAUACCACUAUUAGUCAUCGGGCGUUGACAUGGAGCUAUUGGGACGUUCAAAACCGAUAGGGCGAGGGGUUGUAUUCAGGGGGUGGGACUUGCCCAUGAAGAUACCCACACCUUGAAUUUUAACAAGGGGUAUUCUUUCCGGUGAAAGGAUAAAAGUGCUUGUGGUUAUCCGCGGCAAUACACUCAGUCAGUAUCGCUGUUAUAUAAUACGUCUGGUCAAGGUAUCGGUCCCUCCUUCCAUCACUCUCGUGUAAGGUUGGUGUAGCACACAGCUCUUCUGAAUUACAUGCAUAAGGUGGGAUCGGCUUCACAGUUUUAUUUUUUUGCCACCCUGUCGCAUAAGGUGAAAACCAGUCGGGCAAAUCAGACGAAAGUAAGCUACUGGCGACAUGGUGGGACAAGCAAGGCUUUGGGUUGUUUUAAUUAUUUGGAUGGUAUCUGGCAUGGUAAGCAGUCAUGAAGACGUCUGCCACAUUCCAAAUGGAUGUUCUCCCUUGGCUGGACUUAAUAAAGAUGCUGUGCGCUUUAACUUCACCUCUCUGACGUCCAUGGCAUCUUGGGAAACCUCAUCACUACAGAUUGCGGAUCACUGGCAUCAAUUUUCUAAAAUGGACUGCGCAGCAAUGCUAAGCCUGGAGAUGUUUGUUGUGACGGAAUUUGUAAACACCAGUAUUUCCUUAUGCAGCUCAUUGACCGGGUCAGGCAUUGCUUGCUACGAGAGCGGGCAAUCCAGUCACCGUCCGUCUGUUAUGGGGGAAAUCUCAAAGUUUGGAAGUUGUGAUGUGGGAUGGAGCUCUCCACAAACUUGGAAUAACUAUACCGCUAUAAUACUUAGUUUGCCCUUUUUGACGUAUCCUAAAGCAGACAGUACUACGUACGAGUGCCACUGGGAUCCCGCUGCAACCAGGAUCAACAUACUGAAUUUUACGCUGGCAAAAAUUGGUUGUCCUCUGAGCUACUGGGGAGCAAACUGUUCCAUAAAAUGCCCAUCAUGUGAAAAUUGUCACACAUUUACAGGGGCGUGUUUGCCUGAGCCUGAUUAUCCGCAGGGUCAUCAGUUCCAUGCUAAUAGAGAUGCAUCGUCUCUAGUUGCCCUGCGGAAAAAACACUGUCAGUUACCCCAUCAUCAACCUAUAUACCACGAAAUGACGCGACCCUGCCCCCUUUAACCACUACGCCAAAUACGACAUCACCUGUAGAGAUCACUACUGAGUCCGACCCAUCAACUAAUUCAACAAUCACAGAACCUGGCAAUUCAACGGCAAGUCACCAGAGCUGGUGGUUCACGAGUUCACUGAUGGUGGUCCUAGUUUUCUCGGCCUUGUGAAAUCCGUCUGCGUGAUUGACGGUAUUUUCGCUAUUCUUGAACUAGUGAAAUACGCCAUCAACUUCACUUAUGAUUCUCAUGUGUAAGGAAAUACAUCCCCAUGGCAUGCACGAUGUCAACUUCACUGAUAGUUUUUCCUGUGAUCUUUGUCCAAGUGAAAUACAUCCCCGCGGCAUGCAUGGUGGUAACUUCACUGAUGGCUUCCCUUCGUGUUCUUGGACAAGUGAAAGACAUCUACAUGGUUCGGUGUCAAAUUCACUCUUGGUUUUUCCUUGAUGUUUUUGGACCAGUAAAAUGCGUGCCCAUGGCUCGGUCUCAACUUCAUUGACGUUUUUUUCUAGUAAAUUACAAUCAUCAUCAGGAAAAAAAUGGAAUAGAUAUAAUUUCCUACAAUGAUGAGUCCUGACCAGCGAAGUGAGAUAUUGGCUCCAGUGAGACUCAAACUCAUGACUACCAGCUGAGCUAUCAGCCAAAUUGGAACGGCUCUCUUAACGGAGUUCAAAUAAAGGAAGUGAAUAAUAUUUCACAAAAAGCAAAUAACAUUUACAGUACAAUGUACUAAGAGACGACUCUUUGUUCGAAAGCAAAUCGCAAUGAUCAUCAAAGAAUGCAUGGUUUUAAUUUCCUACACUGAUGAAGUCCCGUGAAGUAUAAUGGCUCUAGGGAGACUCGAACUCACGACUUGGGGUGUCUAGCGCCCCAUGCACCUGUCCACUGAAUGAGCUAUCCACAUGGGAACGGCUCCCUUGUUGGAGCCCAUUUUUACGGAGUGAAUGGCUUUUCACGAACUCUCACAACAUUUACAAAACAAUUUGUAUGUGUAACAACUCAGUGUUUUAAAGGAAAUUAUUAAAGGAAACUGACCGCAUCGAAAAUUUUGCACACAUCUUUUCACGUUCUUGGACAAGUGACAUACGUUCUCCAUGUCACAGUGCCAACUUCACUGAUGGAUUUUCUUGAUACUCUUGGACAGCUGUAGUCUGUCCCAGUGACACAAUGAUUUCACUUUCUUUGUGAUCUUGGCCAAGUGAAAUCCAUCACCGCGACACACCCUAUUGCCAGCGAACGUUGGAGAACGGCCAGCCGCCUAACUGAAGAAAGUGAACAUUGUUUUCAGUGAAAAAUCUUUCCGUUUAAAAAAAGAACAUGUGUGGAAAAUUUUCUAUGCGGUCAUGGCUGUACAUUUUUUGUUUUUUGCCCCAUCUAACUCGUGGAAUAAUUGGAUUGAAACCAAUGAGAUGUACACCAUCUAAAGGGUCAUUGGCAAAUUCAUUGGGAUUCUUAACAUUGUUUGUUAAUAAUGUACAGAAAGAAAGUAUAAUCCUCUAAGGUGAAAAAACAAGAGGUGAUUUUAAUUUUGGGAAGAGCGGCCGAGUCCACCAUGACGAUGGAGUGACGUGAUUUGAAUGGCCGCAGGCGAAGUCCUGGUGCCGCCCGAGUUACAUUUGUGGUAUUACGAUGUCAUGGUCUUUAUUAUUCCUGCAUACUGAGGUGAUGUGAAUUCAGAAUUAUUUUAAGAUCAUAGGUGACUUUGAGAACAGCGCAGGCGACAGGACCGAGUUCUAGGUCAGUGAAAGUAACAAAUGAGAGGGGUUCAUAUGGAAAUCUGAGCUUGGAACAUGACCAUCUGAUCUCAGGUCUAACCCUGACCCCAUGGCUUAAGCAGAAUUAAGCAAAAGAUUCAGCGAUUUAUUUACUAGUCUAGUUAUAGUUGAUUGUCUUAGUCACGAAUACUUGCCAUGGGAUAUGAAACCAGCCUGAGUAUAAGUAGCAUAUAACUCAACGUUUUGUUUUGAAUAUUUCUAAACAGUCUAAUAAAUUGUAAUUGAUUUUACUGCAAUUCCUUUUUACCUACUGUUGUUUAUUCCGUGGUGCUAGGAGGUGUGUAAGUCGCUACUGUUUAGAAGCAUUUACAUGAACAGUUUGAAUAAAACCCUAACUGAUGUAAAUUUACAAGGCGUCGGAUUUUCACCGGUUAUUGCUGCGCUGGUUUUAUCCUGUCUGUUGUAUUUGUUUUGUUAUGUAUUCCUGUAUAAAGCAGCAUUUUACUGCACUCCAUUUACCUAUUUUGCCGUCAGCCACGGUGCUAGUGGGUGUAUCAGUACCAGUUGCAACUUUUUCAGCAUUUACAAGCAAGGUUAGAAAAAAUAGCGAAGGUAAUCUGACAAGAGGCCGGAUUUUAUCGGUUACGUCUGAUCAUUUGCCAACUUUCACAUUGUCGUCACUGUUGUGGUUUUCCUCUCUAUGCUGUUAUUAUUUUAUAUUUUAAAUCCAGAGAGAAGAAAUUUUUCCAUGUGUACAUUCAAUGAUAGACCUGUGUAGAGUUGUUUUGAAGAUUUUCACCUCGAGACAAACUGAUGUUGUCUAUCGCACUAUUAAACUUA